AUCCUAACCUAACGAAAGUAACUAACAAUAAUAUUCGUCAAAUCGUAAUGGUGGUUUAAUGUUUUGAUUUAUUUGAUAUAAUUCGAUUAUUAUUUUGCUACAUGGUAUGAUCGGACACUUGAGUAUAAAUGCAGUUUUCCAAUUUCCAUGUGGAGAAAAAAAUAUUGUAAAUAGUAACCAGGAGUAAAUUUCUUAUAAACCGUAUUAUGAUGGACUCAAAAAAUAGUAAGAAUGGCAGUGUUGAUGUAGAAAACCUGAAUCUUAGUUUGGACAUGGGAGAUGAUAUGAAACUGGAUGAAGUAAACUACGAGAGCGACGUGUCUUCCAGUAGUUCAGAAAGUUCUAGUGCACCUAGCAUAAGUUCAGUUAGUACGAAAUCAUCAACAAAGGGACGUGUUUCUCGACACAAGAGAAGUCGUUCAAGAGACAAGAGUAGCUCACCUGUAAUAAAACGUGCACGGUCAAAGGAUGCAAGAGGUAAAUCCUAUGACUACAUGACCAAAUUAAAUUAUUUGUUUCGUGACGCCCGUUUCUUUGUGAUUAAAUCAAAUAAUGCUGAGAAUAUCACGCUGUCAAAGGCUAAAGGAGUCUGGUCUACCCUUCCCCAAAACGAAGCAAAUCUAAACAAAGCUUACAGGGAGUCCAGAAAUGUAUUGCUAAUUUUUUCUGUGAAAGAGAGUGGGAAGUUUGCUGGUUUUGCAAGAUUACAUAGUGAGUCUCGGCAUGAUGUGCCAGCCAUCUCCUGGGUUUUACCUCCAGGACUCUCAGCUAAAGCUUUAGGAGGAGUUUUCAAAGUGGACUGGAUAUGCCGCAAGGAACUUCCUUUUUCCAACACCAUGCAUUUAUAUAAUCCCUGGAAUGACGGAAAACCGGUCAAAAUCGGACGUGAUGGACAAGAAAUUGAGCCAAGAGUCGCCGAGGAGUUGUGCCGUCUUUUCCCCGAGGAUGAGGGUAUAGAAGUCACCCCCAUUUUACGUCUAGCCAAGGAAGCAGCGAAGAAGAAUAAUCUACGGGGACAUCGCCACCCCAAAACCCGUAUGCCAAUCGCCGCUCAAACAUCGUUCAACUACAGAAGUCGGGGCUCCACUUAUUUGCGAAGAAAAUACUUUCUGUCAACUCGUGGCCUCACAUCUAGUUCGUAUAGACGGUCCACGUCUCCACCAAGGCCUAGAGAUCGGUUUUCUCUUUUCUAUGAUAGGGAGUCGCCAAGACCGUACACUGCGGCAGCUGCUGAAGCUUACGUUGCAGAUUAUAUGCGUACAAUGCAACAUCAACUACCUCCGCUGCCCUAUGCUCCACCACCAGGUCUUUAUGCGAGUUCUGCAUAUGAAAGUUUACCCCCUCCUCGAUAUUACGACGGAUUACCUCUGCCUGAUUAUUCGUCAUCAAGAAUGAAUUCCUAUUCGGAUAAGAGGUCGUAUGAUCGGUCAGUCGAUGAAUUUCUGUGGAGAACGAGUGACCGAUCGAGGGACAGGGAUAGAGAAAACCGUCAACGUUACAGAGAUAGACGGUGAAUUGUUAUUUAUAAGCUAAAACUUUAACUUUUUCAUACUAAGUUUAAUUAAAAAACGAUCGAUUUUGUAUUGUUUCAGGAUAUAAAUAUAUGUAUGUUUGCGUACUCUUUAAUUGAAAUAGCUCAUGCUGUUAUUAUAUUGUGAUGUUACAAACAAUGAUCCUGAUCUUUGGAUUAUUUUAUUGUAAGUUACAAAUUUAUUUGUUUAGUUAUAAAGGAUUAUUCUGUGUAUUGAACACAUUUUCUUUCAAUAAGUAGUUGGAACAAUAUUCAUGGUCAAGCAUUGCGUUUUUUAUUUUUAUUAUUUCAAACAAAUUUUCAAGUUUGUAUCAGUUGAAGGUAAUUAUUUAGUUUGUAAAUAAUGAUUUUUUUGAUUGUCUUAUAUUUGUUAUAAUUUUCACGAAAUAAAUGCCCCAAGCAAGCUGAUUAUAGGUAUUAUUGAAUAAUUAAUGUCGAGGUGAAGUUGAACAAGUGUUUGGACUUGUUAUAAACAGAAGAAAAUACAUGUUUUCCUCAAA
Tribolium madens (black flour beetle) is the source of this 2031-nucleotide messenger RNA. It is a transcript of the gene Ythdc1, whose product is annotated as YTH domain-containing protein 1. Bases 207 to 1514 code for a protein of 435 amino acids. Gene Ontology annotation, cellular component: nucleoplasm. Gene Ontology annotation, molecular function: mRNA binding; N6-methyladenosine-containing RNA reader activity. The transcript has a single exon. Gene Ontology annotation, biological process: mRNA splicing, via spliceosome; regulation of alternative mRNA splicing, via spliceosome. The record is from RefSeq and is a predicted model, not a curated record. Lineage: Eukaryota; Metazoa; Arthropoda; Insecta; Coleoptera; Tenebrionidae.